Messenger RNA from Engraulis encrasicolus (European anchovy), 2389 nucleotides. RefSeq names its product tripartite motif-containing protein 16-like. The record is from RefSeq and is a predicted model, not a curated record. Bases 177 to 2177 code for a protein of 666 amino acids. Lineage: Eukaryota; Metazoa; Chordata; Actinopteri; Clupeiformes; Engraulidae. The transcript has 5 exons. Gene Ontology annotation, molecular function: protein binding; zinc ion binding.
UGUGAGUGAUUUGGCACCUGCUAAUCUUUAUAUUAGAGACCCCUCCCAGGUCCUCCUCAAGGCUGAACAAAACCAAACUGCCCUGGUUAUGACAGUUGAGUUAGAAUACUUUGUGAUCUCAAGCUGCAAUCUUAGAACAUUGUAGGCCUACCCUGCAUACGUAUUCAGUAACUCAAAUGGCUCAGGCUUUUGUGAACGGUGGGGAUCAAUUUCGGUGCUCCGUUUGUCUGGAGGCACUGAAGGAACCGGUGACUAUCCCAUGUGGACACAGCUACUGUAUGAGUUGCAUUGGUGGCUGCUGGGACCAGGAGGAGAAAAGGGGUGAGUUCAGCUGCCCUCAGUGCAGAGAGAAAUUCAUUCCACGACCGGCUUUGAAGAAGAACACCAUGCUAGCUGAACUGGUGGAGAAAAUGAAGAUCUGUGGAGGCCAGACUGGUCCUGCGGCAACCCCAAACGCAGAGGGUGAAGUGCCGUGUGACUUCUGCUCUGAUGAGAAGCUGAAGGCAGUCAAGUCGUGUCUGGUGUGUCAAGUUUCCCUCUGUGACACUCACCUGCAGCCUCACAACGACAUCCCUGCCUUGAAGAAGCACAAGCUGGUCAAAGCCAUGCAGCUAGAGGAGGUGAUCUGCUCUCAGCAUGGGAGUCUUCUCCAGGUGUUCUGCCGCACCGACCAGAAGUGUAUCUGCAUACUGUGCACCAUGGAUGACCACAAGGGUCACGAUACAGUCUCUGCUGCCGCAGAGCGAAAGCGAAACGAGUGGCAGUUGGAGGACAUGCACAUGAAAUUCGAGGAAAGGAUCCAGGAACGAGAGAAGAAGCUGAAGGAUGUGAGAGAGGCUGUGAAAUCCCGCAACAGCUUGGCAGAGAAGGCAGAGCAGCACAGUGAGAAGGUCUUCACUCGGCUGCUGGAGUCUAUUGAGAGGAGACGCGUGGAGGUGAGAGAGCAGAUCAGAGGUCAGCAGAAGGUCGCGGUCAGCCAUGCUGAGAGAGUCGUGGAGGAACUGGAGGAGGAAGUAGCGGAGCUGAGGAGAGGAGAUGCUGAGCUGGAGCAGCUCCCACGUAACGAUAACAAUGUCCAUUUCCUCCAGAUUUUCCAUGGCCUUGAAACGUCCCUUGAUUGUACUGGGUUACCCAGCAUGACUCUUAGUUCAGAGUCCUCCUUUAAGGGCCUGCAGAGAUCCCUUUCUGCCUUUGAAAAAGGGGUAGGAAAUGUCAGUGAAAGGGACAUGAAGUGGAUCAACAAAAAGCUGAAAAACAUCAAAGUUGUUCGACCACCAGUGCCAAAGACUCGACAAGACUUCCUGAAAUAUUCAUGUCAGCUAACACUGGAUCCAAACACGGCAAAUUCAUCCAUCUCCCUGUCUGAGGACAAUAGGAAAGCCACUCAUCAUUUGCAGGAGCAGCAAUAUCCCGAUCACCCAGACCGAUUUAAAUCUACCAGGCAGGUGUUGUGUAAGGAAGGCUUGACUGGGCGCUGCUACUGGGAGGUUGAGCUCAGUCCUGAAGGGAACUUCUCUGCUGAUAUAGCCGUGGCAUAUAAAGGCAUCAAACGGGAGGAGUCUGAUGGAGAUGCCAAGGAAGAUGAAGAAAUGGAAGAGGAAGAGGACAACUUUGAGAUGGAUGAUGACAUGAAGGAAGUUGAUGGCGGUGAUGAUGCAUCUCCUGAUGACAUAGGUGAUGGCAAUGGUGCACGUAGAGGUCGUUAUAGCAUUGAAGAUGAUGACUACUACGAUGAUGACGAUGACUACUACUAUGAUGAUGACGAUGAUUACUAUGUUGAUGACGACGAUGAUGAUGAUGAUGAUGAUGAUUUUAACUACACUGAUCCUACUGUUCUUUCUGCUGAUUCGGAUGAUUCAGAUGAUGGUGAGGAUGACUACGUUUGUAGGGUACUGUCUGCAUUUGGACGUAAUGAGCAGUCAUGGAGCUUUCAAAUAGCAUAUGACCUUCUUGAUGAAACGUCAGGCUGUUUUUACCAUAACGGCAAGAGGUCCAAGGAUGUCUCGGUCCCCAGCUCCAAGAUUGGUGUGUAUCUGGAUCACAGGCAGGGAAUUCUGUCCUUCUACAACGUUUGUUACGGAAUGACCCUUCUCCACACAGAACACACCACAUUCACUGAGCCUCUCUACCCUGGAUUUGGUCUGUACGAGGAGUGCUCUGUGACACUGUGCAUGUAGGGUAUUGCCCACGGUUUAUUUAGCAUUAUAAAGUAGAUCUGUGGAUGAGCAUGAGCAUGUGUUUCAUCUACAGUACUUUACUUGCACAGUAUGCUAUACGUUUAUGGGGGAUCUUUUUGUGCUUUUCUUUCUUUAGGUGCUCUUUUCUUCCGACAUGACACGUUUUAUAUUGUAAAAUAAAUAAAUAAAGGUGUUAAAUGUAUACAAUAACA